GGUAACCGGAACUACUUUGAAAACAGGGUGAAAGCAGAAGCCCACACGUGGUUUCUUUCGGCUUUGGACCGAACAAAAUGGGUCGUUCCGGAAAGCUGCGAUCCGGCUGUGCCAGUAAACUGAAGCGUUGGCGCAAGGGCCAUAGCAGCGACAGCAACCCAGAAGGGCGCCGCUACCGCUCGGCUGCUCGUGGUCGCCUGCUGGCUCCCCGCUCAGAAAACAGUAACCUGACUGUGGAUGCUUUAAAACUGCACAAUGAAUUGCAGUCACCAGGACCGCUGCCUUCCUUACGGGAUGGAAAGGAAACGCAGACCUUUAUGGAAGAGGAUGACAACGCUGAAACAGCUAAGACCCAUAAAUCUACAGCUACUUUUCUGAGCGGCCUGACUGACUGCACUAACCUCACCUUUAGUAAAGUGCAACGUCUCUGGGAAUCCAACUCUGCUGCCCACAAGGAGAUAUGUGCAGUGUUGGCUGCUGUCACAGAAGUGAUCCGGGCCCAGGGUGGUGUAGAGAGUGAGACAGAGUAUUUUGGUGCAUUGAUGACUGCUCUGGAAGCUGUGGAAUCUUCAGAAUCCCUGGCUGCUGUUGCUUAUCUUCUGAAUCUGGUAUUGAAGAGGGUACCAGGUCCUGUGCUAAUCAAGAAGUUCUCUGAUACUUCAAAGGCUUUCAUGGAAAUCUUAAAUUCACAAGCUUGUAGAGACUCCACUUCUGCCUUGCGCUGGAUGCUCUCCUGCUUGGCUACCCUGUUGCGAAGACAGAAUCUGGUUGCCUGGAAUUACCCUGUGACUAUGCAGACUUUCCAUGGCCUUCUCAGUUUUACUGUCCAUGUCAAGCCCAAGGUUCGCAAGACUGCCCAGCAUGGUGUUUGCUCCAUUUUAAGAGGUAGUGAAUUUCUGUUUGGAGAUGGGGCUCCCUCUCAUCAUCCAGCUGCAUCUUCUACUGCCAAGUUCUGUGUACAAGAGAUUGAGAAAGCUGGAGGGGCUAAAGAGGCCACAACCACCCUACAUGUGCUGACUCUGUUGCGUGACCUCCUGCCCUGCCUGCCUGCCCCAUCUGUCAAGUCCUGCUGCGAGACACUGCUCCGGGUUAUGACCCUCAGCCAUGUGCUCGUGACAGCAUGUGCUAUGAAAGCCUUUCACAGCCUCUUUGUUGCCCAGCCGCCUGCCUCCUGCUUACCAGUUGAGCUCAAUGCCCAGAUCAUUGUGGCUCUAUAUGAUUAUGUACCAAAUGAGAGUGAUCUGCAACCUCUGUUGGCCUGGCUGUCUGUCAUGGAGCGGGCCCAUGUCAACCUGGCAAAGUUGAAAUGGGAGCUGGGCUGGGCUCACCUUCCCCGUCUCUUCAAUGCAGCCAUGAAUGCCUUCCUUUCUCCCCAUACCCAGGUGGUAUCUGCUGCAGCCCAGACUCUCAAGGUGUUGCUCAGCGACUGUGUGGCCCCUCACAUCACAGAAGUGGGAAAGGUGUCACCUGGUGCCCCUGCUGGACCCGCUUCCCAUGUCUGCAAGAUGUUCCGAGCAGUGGAGGAAGGCCUGACAUACCGGUUUCAUGCAGCGUGGGCCUUUGCACUUCAAGUUCUGAGGGCUUUCUUUGAGGCAUGUGGGCAGCAGUGUCACUCCAUCAUGCGGAAGUGCCUGCAGUCCUUAGCUGACCUGCGUAGUUCCCCACACUUUCCUCAUACGGUGUUGCUUGACCAGGCUCUGGGAGCUGCAGUGGCAACUAUGGGCCCUGAGUUGGUUCUGGAGGCUGUGCCUCUGAAUAUUGAUGGCACUGAGGAGAUACUGGAUUUCCCUCGCAGUUGGCUCCUUCCUGUGCUCCGAGACUACAUUCGAAAUGCACCCCUUGCCUUUUUCGCCAGUUAUUUCCUGCCACUGACUGCUACUUUAAAAAACAGAGCCACAGAGCUUGCCAGUGAAGGGCGGGAUCUGGAAGCCAAGAUCUAUGAUACACUGCAGUGGCAGAUCUGGACCCUGCUUCCUGCUUUCUGCAGCCACCCCACAGAUGUAGUAACCUCAUUUAAAGGACUGGCCCGAACUCUGGGCACGGCUAUCAGUGACCAUUCUGAUCUGCGGCUGAUUGUAUGCCAAGCUGUACGCAGACUAAUUAACAAGGGCUGCCAAACAGAGGCUGAGCGUGCUGAGGUUGGGCGCUUUGCAAAGAACUUCCUGCCCAUCCUGUUCAACGUAUAUAGCCAAGAGAGCAGUGCCAGUGAGAGUCCUGUGCAUCGGCGCUCUGUACUAGAUACUAUCCGGGCCUAUUUGACAAUUACCCAGUCUGAGAUGGUGCAUACAUUCGUGGAGAAAGCAAGUGAGAAACUGACCAACAAAGAUAAUUCAGAAUUUACUAGGCUUUCCAUAUUGGACCUUAUUAUAGCUAUGGCCCCCUGGGUUGAUCAGGCCUCUGUUAAUGUCCUCUACUCCACCAUCCAGCCAUCCUUACAGAGCAAGGACCACAGGAUACAGAAGAAGGCCUAUCGGUUGCUGGAGGAGGUGUGUGCCUCAGACAACCCUGCAUGCCAGAACUUUGUGCAAAGCCAUCUAGAGCAACUGCAAAGUGACCUCCUGGGUUCCCUCCUGAAUGCUACAUCCCCUGCCAAAAGGCCCCGACUAAAGUGCCUCUUCCACAUUGUCAAGCAGCUCACAGCUGAACAUGAGGAUUUUGUCACUGCUCUGGUGCCAGAGGUCAUACUCUGUACCAAGGAGGUGUCUGUGGGUGCUCGCAAGAAUGCUUAUAAUCUGCUUGUAGAGAUUGGUCAUGCUUUCCUGCGGUUUGGCCCCACUCCAAAGGAUGGAAUGCAACGUUACCUUCUCCUGGUCUAUGCAGGCUUGACCAGCUCUGUCACCAUGAUCAGCUGCACUGUACUUGCUCUUUCCCGUCUACUCUUUGAGUUUAAAGAACACAUUGGAUCAGAUGCCCUGGAACAGCUCAUGCAACAUGUCUGCCUCAUGAUAGGCUCACGGACUCGAGAUGUUGUCAAGUCAGCCUUGGGGUUCCUCAAGGUGACAUUGUUGCUCCUGGAUACAGCCUCGUUGGGUCGUCACAUGGAGACUAUGUUAGAAGCGAUAGGAGGGUUGACGGAUGACAUGAGGCGCCAUUUCCGCAUGAAGCUGCGAAAUCUCCUUUCUAAACUGAUGCGCAAAUUUGGCUUUGAGCCUUUGAAGGCUUUGCUUCCUGAGUCAUACCACAAAGUGCUGCUAAACAUUCGCAAAGCUGAAGCAAGGAAUCGCAAGCGGCAGGCUUUGAAACGAGCAGCAACCACUUCUGCAGAAGAGGAAGUAGCCUCAGUGCAACCCAAGGGAGACAGCAUGGAAGAGGUGCUGGCAGACUCAGACUCUGACAUGGAAGAUGACGUCAAGCAGCGCAAAGGAAGAGAGACAAAGAAGGUGCUACGGCAGCGGAACCAAGCCUGGCUCAAAGAAGGAGAAAGUGACGAGCCCCUCAAUUUCUUGGACCCUAACGUGACACAGAGGGUUCUAGCAACCAAGCCAGGUUCUGCCAUAGCUGGGAAAGUGAGCCAUGACUUCAAGGUAUCCGCUGAUGGUCGUCUCAUCAUAUGUGAAGAAGAGGAAGAGGAAGAGGAGGAAGGAACUAAAGAUGUGGACGAGGAAAUGGCAGAUCUAAUGCAAGAAGUUGGAAUUCGGAGUAAGAAAGCCCAAAAGCGUCGAUUCCGAGAGGACCCGGAUGAUGAGGACCCUGGCACUGGGACACAACCACAAUACAAAGCUGGAGGCACUGGAAUCCAUCGGCCUGUUGGCAAAAAUGCUGUACCUGGGCUAGAGUACAAGGGAAAGAAAGGAAAAGGUGAUAUCAAGAAGAAAGGACGUCUGGAUCCUUAUGCUUACAUCCCACUGAACAGAGCGAAACUUAACAGGAGGAAAAAGGCCAAGCUUCAGGGACAGUACAAGGGCCUGAUGAAGGGAGCCCAGCGCGGAGCUCAGGCAGGCAGGAGGCAUCGUAAGAAGCAGCCCCAUGUCUGAACAGAACGAACUCUUCGGCAGUGGAAUUCCUUUCGGGACAACUGGCUGUGUGGGUUGUGGGUCUCUUGUGGUGCCUCACAAUCUAUCCUGCUCUCUGCAAGUGGGAUAGGAUCACAAAUCCUAUGAACUGGUCAUGUAUACUAGUAUUUUCUGCCAAAAGGAGGAGAACAGUAGAAGACAUGUACUGUAUAUGCAAUCCUUCUCCCCGUUCUAGUAUUUAUGGAUUUUUGAAGCUGCUAGUUAUCUGCCAAAGUGUAAUUGAUUCAACAGCUCUAGAAUUUUGUGUGACAUGGAGAGAGAUUGAAGUCUCCACUAAUUAACAUUUGAACAAUAAAUAUUAAAAACUGCAGUUUCUUCAGCAUAAUUGUCAAAAGAGAGUCCCAUAAAAGCUACUAUCCUAUAUCUAUUUAUUUCCUGUGACUUAACAAGUACUGCUGUACUAUUUUUAUAAUUUUGGUAGGUAACCAACACACUUCUAGGAAUAGUACAAAAUUUCUAAUGUGACAAAAUAUGAAUGGAGGAAUAAGGGGGGGAUUACUGGCAAUAAAAGUUAUGUGCUACUGUUGUGGAGAGGCAGGAGAAUCUGUGGGAUAAGAGAGACCGUUUAAUAUGUUUUGGAUGCUUUCUUACUGCAAGGAGGUUUAGAACCAUUGGCUCUGUUUGAUUGAAACCUAUGUGUUUCAGGGUUUUAUGCUGGAAGGACAGGCUGCACAGGCUGAACAUGUGGCUAGGACUCAUUAUCUUUUUUGUGCAAAUUUUUAUAUUUGCUUGAUGUGUAAAUAAGAAAAUACACCUUUAGAAGUGCAAACAAAUGAAAAAUUAAAAGAAGGCUCAAAAAGA
Pogona vitticeps (central bearded dragon) is the source of this 4814-nucleotide messenger RNA. It is a transcript of the gene RRP12, whose product is annotated as ribosomal RNA processing 12 homolog. The record is from RefSeq and is a predicted model, not a curated record. Lineage: Eukaryota; Metazoa; Chordata; Lepidosauria; Squamata; Agamidae.